Molecule: messenger RNA, 1459 nt
Organism: Suillus plorans
Lineage: Eukaryota; Fungi; Basidiomycota; Agaricomycetes; Boletales; Suillaceae
Exons: 8
Biological process (GO): mRNA splicing, via spliceosome
Cellular component (GO): nucleus
Molecular function (GO): RNA lariat debranching enzyme activity
Source: RefSeq, a predicted model, not a curated record
CACGAACAAAAAGAGUUGCACAGCCACAGACCUUCGAAGUUCUGAGUGACUUAGUCUCAUCGUGACCUCAUAGAGGAAGGAAAAUAAUCAUUUCAGAAUCCUUGGUUAAUCUCAGAGAAGGAGCCUUCACUUUCUUUCAGGCCAUGAAGAUUGCAGUGGAGGAAUGCAGCCAUGGCGCACUGAACGUGAUCUACCAGCACCUACGUGACCUAGAGGCCAGGCACAACUAUAUUGUGGAUUUACUUCUUAUGUGCGGGGACUUUCAAGCUAUUCGCAAUCACAGAGACAUGCAAUGCAUGGCUGUCCCGCAGAAGUAUAGGCAGCUAGGUGAUUUCCACAAAUACUAUACAGGAGAAAAGACUGCUCCGGUGCUUACCAUCGUAAUAGGCAGGAAUCACGAGGCAUCGUAUUACAUGUCAGAACUGUAUCAUGGCGGGUGGCUUGCACCAAACAUAUACUUCCUCGGGCAUGCCGGAUGCAUCCAAGUGAAUGGUAUCCGUAUUGCUGGUGCGUCUGGAAUUUUCAAAAGUAAUGAUUUCAGUCUAGGUUUUUACGAAAGAUUACCUUACGAUCAUGGCACCAUGCGAAGCAUAUAUCACAUCAGGGAAUUUAAUGUUCGUCGUCUGUCCUUGUUAUCCUCCCUGGAUAUCUUCCUUUCUCAUGAUUGGCCCCAAUACAUCGAGCGACAUGGUGAUACUCAGGGCCUCCUUCGCCGCAAACCAUUUUUUAGACAGGAUGUACAGACGGGCAACCUGGGUUCCCCUCCUUUAAUGGGGCUCUUGCGGACACUGAAACCAAAAUGGUGGUUUUCAGCGCACUUGCAUGUUCGCUUUCAGGCUACCGUACAGCAUGAACAAACCGGUACUGGAUCAAAUUCUCUGCCCACGACUUCGCCACCACAAAACCCAGAUGAAAUAGCAAUUGCAGAUGAUGAUUUCGAUGCAGUUGAAUCUCAGAAUCCUCCAAUUGAAUAUUCUCAUUUGCAAACGACUUCUCACAAUCCUGAUCAAAUAACCCUAGAAGAGGAAGAGGUCAUCGAUGUGCCUACCACAUCGGAUGAAUCUACCAUGCCUGGACAACGCUGUGUGCCGAAGUUAACCUUCGAUCCGGAAUGGCUGGCAAUAUCACACGCUUUUCACCCAUUCUUCUCCAUGAGGCGGCGUCAAGCAGAUUAUCCCAAUGAAGCAACAGCUCGUGCGAUGGUUGCCGAAGAGAUGGAAUGGGUCAAGUCCAAUGUGCGCAAUAACGAAGUAGACUCUUCCGGUGUCCCUCUACCUGGCAUCCGAACCAUUUUGGAUUGCCAGACAUUCGUGCAGAGCGCCCCUGGUCCUGGAAGUGAAGGAGCUCAAAAGAAUCAACAACCACCUUGGUACACUAAUCCUCAGACUACCGUUUUUUGCGAUAUGCUUGACAUUCAAAACGUGAUUGAUUUCUCUUUGGACAAUCGGGCCUAAGAAGC